This is a messenger RNA of Sinocyclocheilus grahami, 1332 nucleotides long. Its product is annotated as caveolin-3-like. NCBI's taxonomy places the organism in Eukaryota, Metazoa, Chordata, Actinopteri, Cypriniformes, Cyprinidae. The record is from RefSeq and is a predicted model, not a curated record. Gene Ontology annotation, biological process: cell differentiation; caveola assembly; regulation of cytosolic calcium ion concentration. The transcript has 2 exons. Gene Ontology annotation, cellular component: focal adhesion; sarcolemma; caveola. Gene Ontology annotation, molecular function: transmembrane transporter binding; molecular adaptor activity. The coding region runs from base 222 to 674 and encodes 150 amino acids.
GACAGGACCCUUCUUUAGACAGGAGCCCCGGCCGGCGCAGCUGUCCCUAGCAUUCCUGGCGUGUCAUCAGUCCACAGAUUGGAGAAUUAAAAGGGACUAGAGACUGUGGGGCCAUUUUGACAUUUUUCCUUUGGUUGCUGACUUAGUUUGCUUUACUCUUCUUCCUUCGGACACUUCUGCAUUACAUCUAUCCGACCAGUCUUGGGCCAGAGGCCCCCAAUAUGGCGGACCAGUAUAACACCAAUGAGGAGAAAAUUCUGAAAGAUAGUCACACCAAGGAGAUUGAUUUGAUCGACAGGGACCCUAAGCAGAUCAAUGAAGAUGUUGUCAAGGUGGAUUUUGAGGAUGUGAUAGCCGAGCCCGACGGCACCCACAGUAUGGAUGGAGUGUGGAAAGCCAGCUACACCACCUUCACCGUCUCCAAGUACUGGUGCUACCGUGUGCUGUCGGCCAUCUUUGGCAUCCCAGUGGCAUUGCUGUGGGGCUUCUGUUUUGCCUGCAUCUCCUUCUGUCACAUUUGGGCAGUCAUGCCCUGCAUUAAGAGCUAUCUGAUCGAAACCCAUUGCCUGAGUCGAAUCUACUCUCUCUGCAUUCAUACCUUCUGUGACCCCUUGUUUGAAGCUCUAGGGAAAAUUUUCAGCAGUGUACGGGUGGCAUUACGCAAAGAGGUUUAGAUUUUCAAAGUUCAAAGUCAAAGCUUUCAAUGUUCAGUCCUUGGAGGAAAAUGUUUUAUUUUACACAUCUAAUUUUGGAGUGUGGAUUUUGAGGUCCCUAAAAAUGAAAAGACCGCAUGAAUAAUAGAAUGCAUAUUUCCCCCGGAUGGUUAAUCCUAUGCGUUGUUUUUUUCCUCAGUUUAUGUUAGAGGCUUUGGGAGCAAUUCAGGACUAGGCCACCUGCUUGUUCAGAGAGACAUAUGAUGAAAAGCCUUUCUGACUGACAAUGGAGAAUAAGUCUUAUCUGAUAUCAUGGGGGUUCUCUCUUUUUUUUGUUUGACAGAUUUAAAAUGGGAUGUUGCUGAGUGUGGUAUUUUUAUCAUGACAAUGUCAGAUAUGUUCUGUACAACUACUAAUUAAACAUUUAAAUGUAAAUAAUAGUUGUUUGAAUUAUGUUUCAUAUGUGUUUGAAGUAAGUUUGCUACACUACAGCAAUUAAUUAAACCAAAUUUUAUGCCCCCAAAAUCUGACACUGAAUAAGACAUUGGAAAUAAUUUUACCUUUAAACUGAUGCAAUGAAUUCAUGAUGAAAUGUGUUUCAUUCUUACUUUAAUUUUACGUUUUUCUAAAACCCACUUUUCCCUUAAAUACCAAAUGGUUCAGAUGUCCAAAAAAAAAA